Ipomoea nil (Japanese morning glory) is the source of this 495-nucleotide messenger RNA. RefSeq lists its product as uncharacterized. The transcript has a single exon. NCBI's taxonomy places the organism in Eukaryota, Viridiplantae, Streptophyta, Magnoliopsida, Solanales, Convolvulaceae. The record is from RefSeq and is a predicted model, not a curated record. Bases 1 to 495 code for a protein of 164 amino acids.
AUGAAGGUACCACCUCCAAAAUGGAAGACUUUUUUGUGGAGAGCAAUUUGUGAUGUUCUUCCUACAACUAAUAAUUUGAUUAUAAAGAGAGUUGAAGUGGAUCCCACAUGCCAAAUGUGUGGGGUGGCUCAUGAAGAUGUGAUGCAUUCAUUGAUUACUUGUGAUUAUUCUAGACAUGUUUAUAAUAUUUCAGGACUGCCUGUAACAAAUAUUGUUGUCAACUCUUUCCCCGAGUGGCUAACAGUUGUGCUUACAAUGUUAACAGAGGAUCAAAGUGGAGCCGUAGUGGCACUGCUCUACCGUCUAUGGAGGUGCAGAAAUUCCGCCGUGUGGGAUGCCGCCCUCCCUCACCCUACGGCAGCAUGGAGACAAGCCACGGCGGCGCUGCAGUCGUUCCGGCAGAUUGCACGCCGCUGCCCACCUGCGACCCCGGCUGCUACGGAGGAUAGCGGGGAAGACGCCAUGCCACGAUGCUUUGUAGAUGCUGGCUACUGA